AUGCGAUAUAUCAAGUGGCAAGAUCGAGCGAUUGAGAGUACUUAUGUUUUGUCCCGGUCAUGCCGCAAUAAGAUAUUGGUGAUGCAUAAAGCAGCCAUCUACUAUCCGUAUGCUGCACAAUUACCGGCAAUUCCGUCAACGCUCAAUCCAGAUGAGGAUCGAGAAAAUGCACUGAAAUCAGAUAUGGCCUACAGCAAGUGUUUAUGUUGCAAUAGUGACUUGCGCUACCCGGAAACAGCGGCAAAGUUCAAGUGCUCCGUGUGUGAUACGAUCAAUGACUUGAAACCGCAUUUGCUUAGGCAAGAAGGGAGACAGAUUUCGUCGGCUCUUACUCUCAAGCAGCUGAAGCGUGUCGUUGCAGAGUGCAAACGAAAUAAGAAGGCUGCCAAAGAAGUCGGCAAUAGCACACCUGAAACUCACGAGUCCGCUCAAUUUUUUGAGCCUGUGGGAACCUUGAUAGACACUGUAUUCGGCAACUGGUAUAAUCUUAACAACAGCUUUAGCAAUGGUUAUGACGUAUCUUUGAAAGAAUGUGGCCUCGCUUUUGAUGAUAUACAAUGUGCAUACCGGAUUUUGUUGAACCUGGCAAGUCAAAUCGUUCUCGAUGUCUCCUUCCAUGUCGAUAUAGUGCGGAGAUUAAUGACCGCCAUCGAAAAGCUGCUUAAACGUCCUGGGAUUCCCUUGCGAAGGAUAAGCGAUAUACGCUUCUUGCUUAUCAUCCUGGAAAACCCUCUUUUAACCCAGCACAAAUUUCCCAUGGAAGCGAAAUAUCAUCAUCACCUACUCAAGCGUAUAUAUGGUAUUCUCAGCUGUCUCAACAAUGAAUGCCAUCAUGCACUCGUAAACUGGCUCACAACAUAUCCAACGUUUGAAAAUCAUAUUGAUCUCGUUCACACUUUUAUCAAUUACCGAAUUCAGCGCUGCAGAAAACGCCCGAAACAGGGUUCAAUAACUGCGUACGCAACUGACUGGAAAUUAGCCAGUGCGGCGCGUAUUAUGGCUUUAUUAUUUGCUGCUAACACGCAAUCCCCUAAAAUGCCCCUGUUUAAAUUUUAUAAUAUCAUGAUCGAUACUGUUGACCUUUUAGCAGAUUAUGAAUCAUGGCAAUCUCGCACUGCUAAAUUUGCUUUCUGUCAAUAUCCCUUCUUGAUCAGCAUGGGAGCCAAAGUCCAAAUCAUGGAAUCCGACGCCAAGCAGCAAAUGGAAAUUAAGAGGCGCGAAGCGAUCUACAACAUGUUGGUUUAUCAGAAGCCAUCCUCGCCUUAUCUGACCUUGCAUAUACGGCGAGACCACCUCAUCGAAGAUUCCUUGCACCAGUUAGCGGAAAACAAACUGGAUCUGAAAAAAUCGUUGCGUAUCGAGUUUGUGGAUGAAGAGGGCGUCGACGCUGGAGGACUGCGAAAGGAAUGGUUUCUAUUACUCGUACGGUCAUUGUUCGAUUCGCAAUACGGCAUGUUCACUUACGACGAAGAGUCCAAUCUAUGUUGGUUCAAUCCCGCCAGUUUCGAAAAUGAGGAUCAGUUCUUUCUUGUGGGAACCGUGCUGGGACUGGCGCUUUAUAACUCCAUUAUUCUGGAUAUUCACUUACCAACGGCGUGUUAUAAAAAGUUGCUGAACCAAGAAGUAGGUCUCACUGAUCUCGGCGUCUUUCGACCUUCUCUAGUACAUGGUUUUCAGCAGCUGAUGGCCUUCGAGGGGAACGUGGAAGAUGACAUUUGCAGAUCCUUUGUUGCCGAACUGGAUGUGUUUGGAGAGCGCCAAAUUGUGCCGCUCGUACCGAAUGGAAAGUUCCGCGUGGUCAAUAAUAGUAAUCGGCAAGAGUUUGUAGAUUUGUUUGUGGACUUUAUCUUGAAUCGGAGUAUCGAACGACAAUUUAAUGCAUUUAAGGAAGGAUUCUACCACGUCUGUGGCGGCAAUGCAUUAUCGUUAUUCCGACCCGAAGAAAUUGAGUUACUUAUUCGCGGGGCCGAUUUACCGUUGCAAAUGAACGAAUUACGGAACCAGACCGAUUAUCACGGUUUUGAUGAGAAUGAAGACACGAUCCAGAAUUUUUGGAGUAUCAUGGAAGAAAUGCUGCCGGAAUUGCAAAGAAAACUGUUGAUGUUUGUCACAGGAAGCGAUCGUAUACCUGCGACAGGUACCAAGCAAAUGCGGCUUCAGAUAACAUGUGGCGGCGAGGACUGUGACAGAUUACCAUCGGCUCACACUUGUUUCAAUCAACUAAUACUGUACAAAUAUGCGAACAAAGCCAAACUUCAGCGACUGCUGGAGAUCGCUAUUCAAGAAAGUCAGGGCUUUUACGUGAAGUAG
Radiomyces spectabilis is the source of this 2310-nucleotide messenger RNA. RefSeq lists its product as uncharacterized. The record is from RefSeq and is a predicted model, not a curated record. NCBI's taxonomy places the organism in Eukaryota, Fungi, Mucoromycota, Mucoromycetes, Mucorales, Radiomycetaceae. The transcript is spliced from 12 exons. The coding region runs from base 1 to 2310 and encodes 769 amino acids. Gene Ontology annotation, molecular function: ubiquitin protein ligase activity. Gene Ontology annotation, biological process: protein polyubiquitination.